Messenger RNA from Cornus florida, 1797 nucleotides. RefSeq lists its product as uncharacterized. The transcript is spliced from 5 exons. The record is from RefSeq and is a predicted model, not a curated record. Bases 1 to 1797 code for a protein of 598 amino acids. NCBI's taxonomy places the organism in Eukaryota, Viridiplantae, Streptophyta, Magnoliopsida, Cornales, Cornaceae.
AUGAGUUUUCUCCUGGAAAGCUGGGAGGUGGUUAGACAGGAGAUUAUGGGCACUUUUCAUGAGUUUCAUCCCACUGGAAAGUUCGAAAAGUCGCUGAAUGCUUCUUUUAUUGCUUUGAUUCCUAAGAAGGGGGGAGCUUAUGAUAUUAAGGACUUUCGACCUAUCAGCUUGAUUGAGUGUUGUAUAAGCUCAUUGCCAAGGCUUCGUAGCGGCGCUCCUGGAGUUCUGUGUAAGCUGGACAUCGAGAAAGCCUAUGAUCAUGUUUGCUGGAACUUUUUGUUCUAUUUGCUUGAGAGGAUGGGUUUCUGUGAGAGAUGGAGGAAUUGGAUUGUUACUUAUGUUUCGUCUGUCAGAUUUUCGGUGCUGGUUAAUGGCUCCCCUUUCUGGUUUUUUGGCAGCUCUCGUGGUUUGAGGCGAGGGGACCCCUUCUCCCCCUUCUUGUUUAUUAUUGUUAUGGAGGCUCUUAGCAGGCUGAUGAGGAGGGCUGUUUCCUUGGGGCUUAUUCGGGGCUUCAAGAUUGGUCUUGAGACAGUUCAUCAAUUGGAGAUUUCUCACUUGCUGUUUGCGGAUGAUACGUUGGUUUUUUGUGAGGCAGAUGAGUCACAAUUGCGUUACCUGAGAUGUGUCCUGGUUUGUUUUCAGGCUGUUUCUGGUUUGAGAACUAACGUGGGAAAAAGUGUGCUUGUUCCUGUGGGGGAGGUUCAAGAGGUGAACUCCCUGGUAGCUGUCCUUGGAUGUAAGACGAGUUCCUUCCCUAUUUCUUAUCUGGGUUUGCCCUUGGGGGUCUCCUCAAGAAGGGUGGGUUGUUGGUACCCGGUUGUUGAGCGCUUCGAGAGAAGGAGACUUGAGAUGAUUCAACGUAAUUUCCUUUGGGGCGGUAGGGGGGAGGAGUUUAAGUAUCGUCUUGUUCGGUGGGAGCAGGUCUGUAAGCCUCUCAAGUCAGGAGGCCUUGGGAUUCGGAGGUUGGCCGCCUUCAACAGGGCCCUUCUUGGCAAAUGGCUUUGGAGGUUUGGCAGUGAAAGACAUAGACUUUGGAGGAAGAUCGUUGCUUGUCGGUUUGGGGAGGAUAUAGGGGGUUGGUCUGCUCAACAGGCUAGAUCUGCUAUUGGUGUGGGUGUGGGUGUGGGUGUGUGGCAGUCCAUUGGGAAGGGUUGGGAUGAGUUUUCUAAGCAUAUUAUAUUCAGAGUCCGGGAAGGUCGGAGUGUCCGGUUUUGGGAGGAUCCGUGGUAUGAGGAGCGUCCAUUAUGUCAUCAGUUUCCAAGGUUGUUCAGGAUUGCUGUGGAUUGCUAUGCUUUGGUUGCCGACUGCUAUUGCCUUGAUAGCGGAGGUGGCUGGUACUGGGGUGGACCUUUUGAGUUGGGUGCCUUCUUUGCAGCGGACUUUUCAGGUCCGGUCUUUCUUCUUUUGUUUGUCCGGUUUUCAAACCCCUUCUUAUCCAUGGAAGACGGUUUGGCAUUCGAAGGCUCCUCUUAUGGUGGCUUUUUUUGCUUGGACUGCUGCUUGGGGCAAGAUCCUAACUCUGGACAAUUUGAGGAAGAUGAGACAUGUCAUUGUUUAUCGGUGUUGUCUGUUGGGUUAUGCCUCGGACUUCACAGGGUCUUAUUGAUAUCUGGAGGGGACAAAGGGUGGGGGCUCGAGUUCGCGAUUUCUGGAGGGCGACUCCCCUUUGUUGGGGAGGAGUUAUCCAUUGGGGCUCUUAAGUAUUCUAUUAUUUGUUCUCUUUUUUGUUCGGGUAUGGGGAGAGAUUUUUCCUCUGUUGAGGAGCUUAUGGACUUUUUGGGAUCUUUGGAUCCUUAG